AGCCGCACAAAGCGUACACAACCAGUCAACAUGCUGCAAACCGUACCCCGAACGAACUCCGUACUGACUGACGACUAAAUUUCUUAGAUUUUAAUCAUAAAAAUUGUCAAUGGUAAAUUAAUGAUCAAAGAGAGAUGGCUACGGGAGAAAGGUCCCGUGGAAUAAAGGUGCAUUCUCCAGGACUUCACGAGGCUCUGGUGGCUGAUGUUAAACCGACAGAACGCGUAAGAUCAUCGCCCGGCAGGCGAGAUUCCAGACGAAAGCUUCCUGAGACCAAGCGACCAUGGUCAACACCAGCGAUCAGCCGGUCAAGCACUACGCUAUCAGCUAACAGCAGUCGGUCAUCAAUUGACCAGAGUGCCAAGAUACAGAACUGGCUGUGCCAGAAAUCUAUACGUGGGGUUCAGGAACGGGCCGACCCUGAAUCUAAAGAAACCAAAAAAUUGUACAUGGCAGUCCUAGACAGAGAAAACACAUUCGUCAGGGAUGUUGAUAAUUUCUUGACGGAGAAAUCCUUCCUGGACCUACGUAAGAAGGAGAUGCUGUAUAAGAAGUGGAAUGAACGCAUCUUUGCUCCUCUCCAAGAGCAGAUCUACCGGGAAAUGAAAGGAAACUACGCAGCGGUGGACAAGAGAAAGAGGGUGCUUUUCCUUGAGUAUCUACGACACAGAAAUAAAAAGGGCUUUGUUUCUCUAGACAUCUAUGAUCCCAUAGAGUACGACCCUCUGAAGUUAGUCGUCCCUCGUCCAGCCCCCAUCGUAGCACAGACUGAUACACUGGAUGAUCCCCUCAUAGCCCAACAACGCAAUAGGAAUGAUGAAGAUAGAACCAUCAUCAGAUGUAGAACAGGGAGAACCCUUUCUGAUUCAGCCGUUGAGGUCCAGCGCUUGCCACCCUUACCCCUCGUGCCUCUUGGUCGGCACGGAACCGAAUGCCGUACCUGGCUUGCCAUGCCUCUACAUGACAUUGAGAGUCCAGUCAGAAUGAGCAGCAGGCGACGCAUGAAAGGUGUUUUCAACGACUCCCACUUUGACUUUGAGGAGUGGUCCAAGUUGACCUUUGACCCGACCAUCGUGGACGAGGAGAUGAAAUGCCAGAAGAAGAGAGUGUACACCAGCCAACAACCCACCAUGGUUUCUUCAUAGACAUAACUGGUAUUCAUCACAAGGUCAAAGGUCGUAAUAUCUGGUCACCUCAUAACAUGGUUAUUACUGAGGAGCCACUUUUGGAUUACAAACCUCAGGCAAAAUUUGUUUUAAGCUAUUCAUUUAGCAUCACUAUGAAAAUAUCAACUUGGCAUUAAAGAGGUUUACAGAACUGUAUUAUUUAGAGUCCUUGCCGUGAUCUCAAUUACAUUUUGCAAACUCUGCACACGUUGGAUGUGAAGCGUGUGGUGUAGUGUGGCUGAAAUGUAUGGAGACUGAUUUACGCACGUUGAGGUUUGAAAUUCGUGGGAUUAUCUAGAUUAUCAAUUCACAAGUGACAACAUUCCAAACAGAGCAGGGAGUACCAGGAUUUGUUACUAAUUCCUUACCAAGUUUUGUAUUAUUUGUCUUUUACUCUCGUCUCAUUUUUUAAAACCUUUUUUCGCAAUGAAAUUCAUCUUUUGAAUAUGUGGCCCCACAGAUCCUAGAUUUUGCCUGGUCCACAUACAAGUGAGAAGCACGCAAUUUGUUGUGUGUCUGCAUCCACAAACACCUGUUUUGGGUUUUAAAACCAUAAUGUUAUGUUUCCUCAUUUUACAAAGUUUUUAUUAUUUUUUCAACUGUGCUAAGUUUCAACUCUUGUUUCUGUUUUUACGUAUUUGCUUGUUGUGGGCUGAAUCUGCUGCUUGACUUUAUGCAAUUGCUGUUUUUUCCUAUAAAGAUAUAUUUCAUGAAAUGUCUGUGCAUAUCGAACAAAAAAGUGUGAGCCUUUUUGCAAGGUUGAUUUUUGAUUUGCAAAUGUUUUGAUGUCAUGAAUCAGCCCUCUGAAUACAUUCCGCUUCUGACUUUCAUAUUGGUGGACUUGGGUUCUACUUUGAAGUAUUUUACAUUUGUGGAUGAAGAGGAAUUUAAGAUUUUUUUUUUUUAUAUUCUAAAGUUAUUAUAUUUUGUAAAGUAGUGAACCAUUGCAUUGAUUUUGCUAAUAUGGUGAUGGGUGUGGGGUUUCGAUUGUUGUAUUUUAAAGCAAACUUUGGUGUGUAGUUCUGCUCCAAGCUUCAGCUGAGGUGAAAAAUGUCAUCUUUAAAACAGAAAUACCUGCCUCUCAAUUUGCUUCAAGAUGAUGUUGCCUCAACCAGGUAGUUUGAGCAACAGCUCUGGAUAAACACUGCAAUGUUCGAGUGCUCAGAAAAAGUCUGAUUAACCUGUCUCGUUUUGAACAUUGAGGGCGCUACAGCAUUCUGUCUGAUGAGAGACUAGCCAUCAUGCCUUCUACUUACACAUCUUGCUAUGCAAAAAACACAUACUUGGAAAAAAGUUGCUCAGUAGAAGCACUAUGAGUUGCAGGUUUCUGGGACAAAAUCUUUUAUGAAAGCCUCAUUUUGAAAAGCAGAACUACAGACUUAAAGUUAUUAGCAACAGGAAUGUAUAAAGAAGCACAUGAACAAAAGACAGCAAUCUAUGCACAAUCUUGGUAAAUUCUUCAAGUUGAUAAUGUACACUAACAUUUGGAGCGUUGCACAAUAUUUCCUAUGCACUAUUUUUAUUACACAGUGAACAAAUUUGUAAAAAAUGACUCGGGCUUUUACGGAUUUUAUUGGAGACAAAAGAACAAAAGUUAAGGUCAAAACAAUAUGUAAAAUAUGUAAAAACUAAUGAAAUGGAAGGUUCAAGGGAAUAACUUACUUUUAAAAAUACUUCGCAUGAUAGUUUCUUUACAAACGUUCGGGCUCGAUAAGUGAGACGAUAAAACAUGUAAUUAAAAGUGAAAUAAAGAUUAUGAAUUGCA
Molecule: messenger RNA, 2931 nt
Organism: Patiria miniata (bat star)
Lineage: Eukaryota; Metazoa; Echinodermata; Asteroidea; Valvatida; Asterinidae
Product: protein FAM228B-like
Exons: 7
Coding region: 135-1145 (336 amino acids)
Source: RefSeq, a predicted model, not a curated record